AUGUCCAACCAUAACCCAAAUAGGAGUAUAAAUGCUAGAAUAAUACAGGAACAAUUACCACCAAUCACAUUUCAAAGAAAGAAAAGAAAGAGACAAAGAUUAUUCACCAAAGAUAUUGAAAAUUUAUUAUAUGCAAUGGGUGAUAAACCAGUAUCAACAGAAUUAACAGUUAACACAUUAGAAGACAUAUUAGUAGAUUAUAUCACACAAUUAUCCUAUCAAAUGUUAAAUUUUGCAAGGACACAGAAUAGAACGAGAAUUAAAUUGAAUGAUUUAGCAUUUGUUUUAAGAAAUGAUCCAUUAGGAUUAGCUAGAUUUCAAUAUAUUAUGGAACAAAGUUAUAAAAUUGAAAGAGCAAAGAAAAUGUUUGACGACUCUACUAAAGAUUUUAAAGAGGAUGAUUUUGAUAAUGAUGAUGUUGAGGAAGAUGAAGAAGAUCAACAUGAAAAUGAAAAUGAGAAUGCUGCUACGCAGCAAAAUACUGAAGAUGGAACACAAACACAACUGACUCAAAGUAGUAAGAAAUCAUCUAAAGAAGGUAAGAAGAAGAAGAGAAAAGUAACGGGUAAUGUAAUGUUGAAGAAAGAUUGA
This is a messenger RNA of Insectozyma verbasci, 591 nucleotides long. The record is from the annotation of a GenBank genome assembly. NCBI's taxonomy places the organism in Eukaryota, Fungi, Ascomycota, Pichiomycetes, Serinales, Debaryomycetaceae.